AACUUAAUUUUCAAACUAGAAACAAUAGGUUACCAAACAACCCUUAAUUUUUGGUGCUUUUCGGUGGAUAUAUGGCUGGACUGGCUAACUUACAAAUCAUUGUAUUUCAUUGAAUAAAUGAUGUCAAAAUUCUUUCACACAAUCCUUACAAACAAGCGCAUGUGGAGUUCCAAUUUUCAAAUUUCGAUUCUCUUAGCACAUGUUUCAUAUAACCGUACAUAGUUGUAUAUAUUUUCCAUAAGAAACUAUAGACAGAGCUACAAUGUGAUGGAUAUAAAGAUUUUGUCUUCGAUAGGGUAAAGGAAGCACAUGAUAAAGUAUAUGACAUUUCAAGAAUCGUUUAGCUAGCUCAGAGCCCAGUAAAAAAGAUUGGCAUGACAAAAGUUAAAUGCACUUUAACUGUGUAUUAUACAAGCACAAAACCUUUCACCCUAAGUGUCUACUGGGGGUGAGAUUAGGGGAGGGCCCCUGAAAGAUAUUGCCAUCUUAUCAAGGCAACAAUUUAAUGGUCAAAACAAACUAUAUAAGAUGGCGUUUUCUAUAGCCUAAAGACAUAACACAGGUUAAACGCAUAAAGGGAACUAUUUUUCUAACCAUAUCAAAUAAGAAAAAAACUAUGAGGUUGUUCUCUCAAAUAUUUAUUACUAUCCUAUUGCACCUAUAUAAAACAAGUCACAUAAUACUUUUCACGCCCGACAAUUAGGAUACCAAGAUAACUGAGAACAUGAAAACUUUUUUUAAAAAAAUGUGGGAAUGAGUUUCCGGAGCUAAGACCAAUAUUACCGGCAGAGUCCAUCAAAACAGUAAGGAGAUGGGGGAUUUGAAGACUUUAAGGUUUGAAUUUUCAUUACUUUGAACCAUGUGAUGAAUUAAAAUAAAGAGAAAAGAAAACUUCGAUUAAUUUUUUAAUAAUUGGAUUUGCACAAAUUCACAUAUCAUUGUAAGGGGAAGCAUUUUAAUAUGAGGAGAAACACAGAGGGAAAUCAUGAUCACUUGUACUUUUCCUCUCUAGGUGACUUGACAGACAUUCUCUGUAGUUUAAAAGAUUAGAGCUCAAACUCUUUAACAGCGCUGGCCAAGAUAAACGGUCUCUUGAGACUGGUCCAGGUUUCUGUACUUUUAUGAUUAGUUUUUCUGUGUGACCGGGGCUUUACAUAUACAUAUACUCCCCGAUAACAUGUGGAAGACUGAAUCUCGAGGAAUUAUAAAUGGCGAACAUUACAUUAGCAGACGAUGGGAAAGUCUAAGAUGAACUGAAAAUGAGUGAUACAAGAAGCGAAGGAGGAUUCAUCGAUGGCUUCUUACGGCGGCUUUUACCUGUGGAUGGUCUUCCCCAAGGGCUGCCUCCAGAUGAGAUGAAAGAGGAGUUAAAAUCCCUGGCGAAGUUUGCAGGCCCCAUAAUAAUGACGUCUUUUCUAAUAUACUCAAGGUCGGUUGUUUCAAUGCUCUUCUUAGGUCAUCUCGGGAAAGCAGAACUAGCUGGUGGUUCACUGGCACUUGGGUUCGGAAACAUCACGGGCAUAUCAAUUCUGAGGGGCCUAUCAACAGGCAUGGAUCCAAUUUGCUGCCAAGCUUUUGGAGCAAAGAGAUGGUCACUUCUCAGUCAAACCUUCCUCAAAACACUCUGCCUCCUACUACUUGUCUCCGUACCCAUCUCCAUCUUAUGGCUAAAUAUGGAACCCAUCCUUCUCUGGUUAGGUCAGGACCCUGCCAUCACUCAAGUUGCAAAGGUUUACAUGGUUUUCUCCAUCCCUGAAUUGCUAGCUCAAGCGCACCACCUGCCACUCAGGAUUUUCUUAAGAACCCAAGGCAUCACCACCCCAAUUACAGUAGCCUCCAUUUGCUCUGCCGUAUUACACCCUCCCAUAAAUUACUUUCUGGUGACAUAUAUGAAGUUGGGGGUGGAAGGUGUGGCUCUCUCACUCGCGUGGAACACCUUGAACCUAAAUGUGGGUCUAAUGAUUUACCUUGCUCUCUCUAGUAAACCGUUGAAGCCUUGGCAUGGCGUCACAAUUCUGUCGACUUUCCAGGGAUGGCAGCCUUUGUUAAGUUUAGCAGUGCCGAGUGCGGUGUCGGUGUGCUUGGAGUGGUGGUGGUACGAGAUAAUGUUGUUCCUUUGUGGCCUUCUGAGUAACCCACAGAACACCGUCGCGGCCAUGGGUAUCCUCAUCCAGACAACCGGAAUGUUGUACAUAGUUCCAUUUUCUUUAAGUGCAGGAAUUACAACUCGCAUAGGCCAUGCCCUCGGCGCAGGGCAACCCGUUCGUGCCCAGUGGACCGCCGUGAUAGGACUUUCUUCGGGGUUGGCUUUUGGACUAGCCGCCUUCGUUUUCAUGACCUCCGUCAGGUCGGUAUGGGGAAAAUUGUAUACAGAUGAGCCACAGAUUCUUCAGAUGAUCUCCAGUGCACUACCAAUAUUGGGUCUGUGUGAAAUUAGCAACUCUCCUCAAACCGUCGCCUGUGGGGUUUUAACAGGGACUGCGAGACCGAAACUAGGGGCAAGAAUAAAUUUGUAUGCAUUCUACUUCAUUGGACUGCCCGUUGCUGUCCUGGCUACUUUCACCUUCAAUACUGGCUUUCUGGGAUUAUGGUUUGGACUAAUGACUGCUCAGAUUUCCUGUUUGUGUAUGCUGGUGCGUACGCUACUUCGAACAGACUGGGUCCAACAAAGUACGAGGGCCGUGGAGCUGGCUACGACAGCAGGAGAGGAGACUGCCAAAGAAGACGAGGAUGUCGAAAGUGGGCUAAUCGACGAUAAUGCGGAUCUCUAAGUCUCAACGGCCAAAAUUCUGCACACCAAUUUCCAAUAGGGAGCUUCAGAUAUCCUCUCGGCCGAACACAGUAAUGGAGAAACAAAUGACGGGUAGCCCUAGAUUGUCCAAGAUAUUGUAAUUCAUUCUCUUAGAAAGCAGAAUCAUUCUUUUUAAUUCAUAGUUCCCAUGUUGAUACCA
Molecule: messenger RNA, 2951 nt
Organism: Momordica charantia (bitter melon)
Lineage: Eukaryota; Viridiplantae; Streptophyta; Magnoliopsida; Cucurbitales; Cucurbitaceae
Product: MATE efflux family protein
Biological process (GO): xenobiotic detoxification by transmembrane export across the plasma membrane
Cellular component (GO): membrane
Molecular function (GO): xenobiotic transmembrane transporter activity; antiporter activity
Source: RefSeq, a predicted model, not a curated record